This is a messenger RNA of Spea bombifrons (plains spadefoot toad), 3600 nucleotides long. RefSeq names its product integrin subunit alpha 9 (gene ITGA9). Gene Ontology annotation, cellular component: integrin complex; external side of plasma membrane. Bases 137 to 3241 code for a protein of 1034 amino acids. The transcript has 28 exons. NCBI's taxonomy places the organism in Eukaryota, Metazoa, Chordata, Amphibia, Anura, Pelobatidae. Gene Ontology annotation, molecular function: integrin binding. Gene Ontology annotation, biological process: cell-cell adhesion; integrin-mediated signaling pathway; cell-matrix adhesion. The record is from RefSeq and is a predicted model, not a curated record.
GCCACACCUCUUCCACCCCUGGAAACAUCAAGAUCUAAAUAGUUAACAAUUCUGGCAGCUUUUCCAACUGGGGCUUGUAGCUGAUUUCUUCUGAAGAAGUUGAAUUAGCUUUAGCGGUUUUUGGAUCUGUCACAGGAUGGCUGGAAGACCUCUACGCAAAGCCGAGAGGAGUCCUUUUAAACUGCUGCUUGGUGUGAUAUCAUUGACUUCGGUUUAUUCCUAUAACAUCGAUUUGGAUCAUCCCAUUGUAUUCCAAGGUCCCAAUGGCUCAUUUUUUGGAUAUUCUGUUCUGGAACACUAUCACGAUGAUACACGAUGGGUACUGGUUGGAGCACCAGAAGCAGAUUCGAAAUUUAGUUCAUCCAUGAAGACGCCAGGAGCAAUUUUUAAAUGCCGUGUCCACAGCAACCCUGACAGAAGAUGCACUGAGCUAGACAUAGGAAGAGGAAACCGCAAAGGGACCCUCUGUGGAAAGACAUGCAAAGAGGAUAGAGAUGAAGAGUGGAUGGGAGUUAGCCUGGCUAGACAGACCAAAGCUGAUGGCAGUGUGCUGGCAUGUGCACACCGGUGGAAAAAUAUCUACUAUGAAUCAGAAUACAUACUUCCUCAUGGAUUUUGUGUUAUUCUGCCGCCUAACUUGCAGGCCAAUGGGAGAAAAUUAAUGCCUUGUUAUGAGGAGUAUAAGAAGAAGUAUGGUGAGGAACAUGGCUCAUGCCAAGCUGGGAUUGCAGGAUCAUUUAUGGAGGAGCUGGUUGUAAUGGGAGCACCAGGAUCAUAUUACUGGACCGGCACAGUUAAAGUUUUAAAUCUCACUGACAACACAUACUUCAAACUGAAUGAUCAAGCUGUCAAUGCCAGACACUAUACAUAUCUAGGAUAUGCAGUCACUGCUGGUCACUUUUCUCAGCCAACAACCAUGGAUGUAGUUGCUGGAGCUCCCCAAGAUAGUGGAAUCGGAAAGGUUUAUAUUUUCCGAACGGACAGGAGAUCAGGAUCACUUAUUAGAAUUUUUCAAGCAUCUGGCAAAAAGAUGGGCUCUUACUUUGGCUCAUCCUUAUGCGCAGUUGAUCUGAAUGCUGAUGGGCUCUCGGACCUGCUAGUCGGAGCACCCAUGUUCUCUGAAAUCAGGGAUGAAGGGCAAGUCACCGUCUAUAUGAACAGUGGAAAUGGAGUACUGGAUGAAUGGAUUAUCUUAAAUGGUGACAACGCAUACAACGCACACUUUGGGGAAAGCAUGGCCAACCUGGGCGAUAUUGAUGACGAUGGCUAUCCAGACGUUGCAAUUGGAGCCCCGAAAGAAGAUGACUACACAGGAGCUGUUUACAUCUACCAUGGUGAUGCAGAUGGGAUUGUGCCACAAUAUUCAAUGAGGCUGUCUGGACGAAAAAUAAACCCAUUAUUGAGGAUGUUUGGUCAAUCAAUUUCUGGAGGUGUUGAUAUGGACAGAAAUGGGUAUUCAGAUUUGACCAUUGGGGCCUUCAUGUCAGAUAAUGUGGUACUACUGAGAACCAGACCAGUCAUUACUUUGGAUGUCAGAAUAAUCCUGCCAACCUCGAUCAAUAUUACAGCUCCACAAUGCCAUGAUGGUGCCCAACAAGUGAAUUGCGUCAACAUUACUGUAUGCUUCCGAUUUCAUGGGAAGCAUGUUCCUGGGCAAAUAGGUUUGUUCUACAAUCUGACUGCUGAUGUUGCCAAGAAAGAAAAGGGCCAGCAGCCUAGAGUGUUUUUGAUAUCUUCAGGAGAAACUGUUCCGCAAAUAAGUGAGAAGCUUCAGCUUACCCACCAGGAAGAGAAAUGUGAGCAGUAUCUUGCACAUGUAAAGCGGAGAGUGAAAGAUGUGAUAUCGCCUAUUGUCUUUGAAACAUCAUAUAGCCUUGGGGAGCAUGUGAUUGGAAAUGAGGAGAAAGAGUUACCACCACUCAAACCUGUACUUCGCUGGAAAAAAGGACAGAAAAUUUCACAGAGGAACCAGACAUUUUUUGAAAGGAAUUGUAGGUCUGAUGAUUGUGCUGCUGACUUGAAUCUAAAGGGCAAACUUCUGCUAUCAAGUUUUGAUGACAAAACAGAAUAUCUCGCAUUAGGAGCUGUAAAGAAUAUUUCACUUAACAUUUCUGUCUCAAACAAUGGGGAUGAUGCCUAUGAUACCAACGUGUUCUUCAACUUUUCUCGAGAGCUGUACUUCAUUAAAAUGUGGCAAGAGAUGGAACAGGGGAUUUCAUGUGAAUUAAUUGAAGAUGACUUUUUGAAAUGCAGUGUUGGAUUUCCAUUCAUGAGGUCCAAAUCUAAGUAUGGUUUCAGUGUGAUAUUUGAUACCACACGAUUAUCUGGCGAAGAUGAUGCACUUCAGUUUCUUGUUACUGCACAAAGUGGAAAUAUAGAACGAGCAGAGUCUCUCCAUGACAACACCCUUACUCUGGCUGUAACUCUGAUGCAUGAAGUGGAUUCAUCUAUUACAGGAGUGGUAUCACCUUCCUCCUUUGUCUACGGAGAAUCAGUGGAUUCUUCAUUAUUUGUACAGCUUGAUGGUCUACAAUGUCACUUCCAGCCUCUUAACUUCACUUUUCAGGUUUACAAUGCUGGACCAAGUACAUUGCCUGGAUCAACCAUCAAUAUAUUAUUUCCGAAUCGAAUAUCUGCAACUGGUGCUGAAAUAUUUAAUAUACAAGAAAUCAUAGUUGGCCAAGACAAGGGACAAUGUUCAUUCCAGAAAAAUCUUACACCAUGUGUGAUACCCCAAGAAAAAGAAAAUAUAUUUCAUACAAUAUUUGGUUUCUUUACAAAAUCUGGCAGGAAAGUAUUGGAUUGUGAAAAACCAGGCAGACCAUGCUUGGUGUUAAAAUGUUACCUAAGCUCAUUAGCAAAAGAAGAAAGUCGGAACAUAGAUGUCUUUAUGCUACUAAAUACUGAAAUAUUAAAAAAGGAUAGUUCAUCUGUGGUUCAGUUUGUUACAAGAGCCACAGUGCAGGCUGAUACAACUCUACGAACAGUAGAAGUUCCAAGAGGCAAUUCAGAAGAUACAACGGUGAUAUUUGAGGCCCUGCACAAUCUGGAACCCAGAGGUUACGUUGUUGGAUGGAUCAUAGCAAUAAGUUUGCUUGUGGGGAUCCUUAUAUUUUUGCUGCUGGCUGUACUCUUAUGGAAGAUGGGUUUCUUCCGCAGAAGAUAUAAAGAAAUCAUUGAAGCAGAAAAGAACCAGAAAGAAUAUGAAGAAAGUUGGGACUGGGUUCAAAAAAACCAGUGAGCGGCAGCAACAACCCAGUCACAUGACACACAUUUGCUAGCUGAUUGGCACUGCUCUUGUAUCUUCCAUAUGUGGAAGAAAAGAAUCUUCUCCAGAUUUUCCGGAGGCUCAUUGAUGCUGUUUAUUCUUUUAUCAAUCUAACUAGCAAAGAAAAGUGUGCCCUGAGGCAACCACUGAAGCUUAUUGGGGGUGAUUGGAGCAAAAUAAUCCCUCUGCCAAGAUAAACUUUGGUAAUAAAGUUGCAGUGAAUAGCAAUAUUUAUAAAUUCAGCAUACAGUAUGUGGUAAAUCCGUCAGGGGAAAGCUGUUGCCUUAAACAAUUUUUUUUUUAAUGCAACUUUUAUACUGAUUUUAUCUUUA